AUGUCCGAACAAAUAUUAUUGAAUUUGUUCUCUAGACUGGAUAAAAAUGGUGAUGGUAUACUCUCAAUAGAAGAAUUAAAACAAGGAUUACGAUCAUCAGGAGCUACAGAAAACGCAAAACUUAUAGAAAAGCUCGAUUUAAAUUUUGAUAAUAAUAUUACAUAUGAAGAAUAUAUACAAGCUAUACGUCAUGAAAAUAAAUAAAAUAGAAUCCCUUAUUGUUUUAAUACGCCUAUUCAGAAUACAACAAUGUAUUGUAUUGUACAAGAUAUUGUAUUAACUAUUUCAAAACUAUUAAAUUAGUUAUUGAAAUAUA
Messenger RNA from Schistosoma margrebowiei, 316 nucleotides. The record is from the annotation of a GenBank genome assembly. NCBI's taxonomy places the organism in Eukaryota, Metazoa, Platyhelminthes, Trematoda, Strigeidida, Schistosomatidae.